Schistosoma turkestanicum is the source of this 2716-nucleotide messenger RNA. NCBI's taxonomy places the organism in Eukaryota, Metazoa, Platyhelminthes, Trematoda, Strigeidida, Schistosomatidae. The record is from the annotation of a GenBank genome assembly.
CCUCAAAAGAUUGCACAUCAAAGAGCAAACACUCAGGUUCGUGCACACUUUUUCUCAUUGCGAGUCGUCGCAACUUGGAAUGCUCUCCCAGCCGAGGUAGUUACAGCCCCCUCAGUGGACUGCUUUAAGAAGAGACUUGAUAAUCACGUACUCACAUGCGGACUAUCAUCUCCCUCUUGGACAAGCUGUGCCUGAUGCAUAUCUUGAGACCUGCUAGUUGUUACCAUUGCCAUCUCCUCAGAUCACUUAAUUAAUCUAUCUCGCCUAUUCCUCUCCCUUGCUUACACUUCGGUCCUCUCUCACAAUCUUCACUACCAAUUAAUAAACUAAAUUCAUCUAUAUAUUACUCAGUUCUGAAAUUUUACUCAUAUUAUCAUUUUAAUUUACCCUUAUUACCCUUAUUACUCUCCACAUUGCAACUAACUGAUCUCCGGUUUGGUAAUGUGACGGCUGCUAGUAUCCAGAAACCCUACUGCCCUGAAACAAACGUUUCAUUCAAAUCCCGAGACAUACAAACUCACAACCAACUGCCAACUGACUAGAAUUAGACAGUCGAGUGGCUAGACCUCCAUCCAUUGGACAUUACCGAACACCUGGAACCGUACCGAAAGAACAAGAAUCGAGCGCGAAGAAAUCAAAUUGGUUUACACUAGCUCGUGAAAAAGAUAUUGGAUAUUGGAUGGCGCAAUUAGCAAACUCCUGCGAUUCACUAUCAGCUUUAUUCCUAUUGGCUAGGGAUCAGCUUUGUUUUUUUUUCAGCCAUUAAAAGGAUCUUUGAAGUUUGUCCGUAAAGCUUUUUAUUCAAUCAAAUGAACAGCUCCUAAGUCGCAUUUCGGUCUGGAUUUCCUCGUCCGUUAUGUUAUCCACGGGGAACAAUUGAUUCAAAAUCCUGGAGAUAUCAUUAUUAUGCAUAGACUAGUAAUAAAAUUAUAUAAUGGUCGAAAUCAAGGCUGUGGUUAUGGUGCAACAGGUUUCAGUGCAGCUGUAUUUUCGGGUGUUCAUUUGGAUCCGUUGGUCCCUUUUAAAUCAAAUACUCGAUGCAGUUUUGGCGAUGAAGAGUUGAAAGUGAUAGAGUACCUAAGACAAUGGUUUAUCUCUCCUAACUGCCCAGUUGAAAGGGAAAAUGUAUUAAAUUCAUUAGAACAAAAUGGUAAUGAAGUAAACCCAACUAGCGCAUCUGGAAUAAGAAGGCUGUGUCUUUUAAAUGGAGAAGAAUAUUGCACAAUUGAAGGACAGAUUAUCAGUAUUUAUAAUUCUGUGGAAAUUGAUAAUCGUAUUGUUCUAUAUAUCUGGGAUGGGCCACAAUCCAACAAUGAACAAAAUGCCGUUUUUAUUGGUCUUCCUCAAGAUCAACUACUACAAUUACUUCCUUAUUCUCAACAUGAUCCACAUCUUGCUGCAUUGACAGGGCAUAAUUUACAACAAUGGAAUGAAAAUAUUGUGAAAAAUUCUGAAGCAUAUAUUGACAAAGAUAAAUCGUUCAAGUCAAAUUUACCAGAAACUUUUAAUGAUUGGUCUGUUCCAGUUUCCAUCUAUGAUGAAUAUGCUAUUAGUGAACCAAUGCCUAGCCUUAAACCUGGUGAUUUGAUACGCAUUCAUAAUGUACAUGUUUGCUGUAGUCGAAAACUGGAUCAUCCUUGCAGUUUACAAUUAAGAUUACAUGGUAAUGGUCAAAAAUAUGGACGUGGAAUAAAAUAUUUAGGUAAUAAAUGUUUACUAACAAAUUAUUUGAAUGAUACAUUAUUAACUGAAGAAGACAAUGAAAAUAUGUUUGACGAUGCAAAUAGAUAUGGUCUACUGGACAAUUUAAAAAAUGGGAUCAAUUUAAGACCUCCAUUAUUGAAACCAAAAUGUGAACUUUUACCGUUUGAGCUACAAUAUCCUCUAACUAUCUCACAAAUACGCAAUAUUCCAGUGAUGAUUAAUGAAAAACGAAGGCAACUCAAUGGUUGGGAUUUAUUAUAUCCUAUGCAAACAGAAUUUGUACCAUCUAUUCCUUCUAACAGUUGGCUAGUUUGUACUACUGAUCUACCACCCAGUGCAUCAGAUUUCAAUGUUGUUUAUGCCCGAUUAUGUGCUCGAGUAAUCGAUGUUGCCCCAUUGAAUGUUGAAACAUUAAAAGAUUGCUUAUUAUUAACAUGUAGUAAUUGCUCCUUUUCAAUUAGAGCUUCCAGUAUCUCUGAUGACGAUGAAGCACUAUGCGAAUGUGGUUCUUGGUAAGUUAACAUAUUCUAUAUUCCUAAUUUAUGCUGAAGCUUAUCCGUUCUUCCUUUCUUUUUCCUUCAUUUAGAAGAUCCAUCUGGUAACUUAAUUUUAAAAAUCACUGGUCGUAAUGUUGUAUACCUGAUUAAUAAUUUAAUUGACGACGAUAUUAGACCAUGUAUCAAUAAUGAUGCAUGGUGGACAGGACUAAUAUUUGAGUUGAAAGAAUUACAGAAUAUUGGCAUAUCCCCAGACAGAGUAGUUUUGGAACAAUGUCAUCGAUUAUUAGGUCAGUGGAUCGAUGUUGCAGUUAAAAUAAGUUGGUCAAAAGAAUCCAUUCCUGAUACUCAAAACAUUGUAAAUGACAAUGAUCUCCAAUUCCAUAUUACUAAUUGGGAAUUUGUAUAAGGAUACCUAUGUAAAAGUUACUGCACGUGAAAAUUUCACCUAAACCAUGCAUUUCUUUGCUUUUGUAUGCAUCUUUUGCCGUUGUGAAUAAACAUCCAUAUAAGUU